CCUACACAAGUUCACAUUCUGUGCUCAUCAUAAUAUGGUCAUAUAUUUUCAAAAAACAUGUGUUUUGUGUUUACUGCAUUAUCAAAGUGAAGUUGAAUAUUAGAAUACAAAUUGGUAGUGUUUUUGCAUCUCGUAAUACUAUAAAGCAGCAAUAAUUUAGCAAGAUUAAAUUGGAACUGACACCCAAGUCUUUACAAAUUUUUUAAUCUACCCACAAUAUUUUUGUUUUUUUUGCGUGCCAUAAUAAUACUUUUGUUAGUUGUCAAAAUCAGUGUUGCCUGUAUAAUAGUAUAAUUUUUUUACCAUAAUGGCAAAGUGUGGUGGAUGCGGAAAAUUUUUAUCGUCUUUAACAUCCGACUCAGUGGUAUGCUGCCGUUGUAAAUCAUGUUAUCACCGGGACUGCGUUCGUCUGAAUCGCAAUUCUAAGAUUAUUCAGGACUGGACAUGCCCCUCAUGUAAUUCCAAAUUGCCACGCCAGGAUAAUACUGAUACGCCUGUGAAGGGUCUAGAAGCUUCUGUGGUUGAACCUCCUGCCUCUACGGAAACUACACCCAAAAAAAAUAUUGUAGAUGCUGCACUGUUGGAAAUGAUUCGUCUUGAGGUGCAAUCAGCAAUUUCAUCACAAAUACCGGUAUCAGUUAGCUCAUCUUUUGAGAAGGAAUUCGCUGACUUGAAAAAAGAUAUUUCUCUUAUACGUGAAUUAAAGGAAUCCGUGGAAUUUAUGAGUAAAGAAUUUGAGCUUAUCAAAUCAGAGUUUCACAAUAAUAGGGAGAAAAUUAAAACAUUGACUGAAGACAAUAACAUUCUAAAGUCUAAUGUAAGCGACUUAUCAGUCAGGCUUGCGCUUCUGGAACAGUAUACACGACAGCAGAAUAUUGAAAUUACGGGCAUACCAGAAAACAAAUCCGAAAACUUGGUUAAGACUGUCCUUCAGUUGGGCACAGUGAUAUCGAGUGGCAUUACCGAUAAGGAUGUAAUAUCCGUCUCUCGUAUUAGAAAAGUCAAUAAUAGCAGUAAUAGACCGCGAUCGGUUGUUGUAAAGCUAAGUGAUAUUAGAGUCAGAGAUGAAAUAUUGGCAAAAGUUGUUAAAUAUAACAAAACACAUGCUGAUAACAAAUUAAACUCGCACCAUUUAGGAUACAGUGGUGCCAAAAGUUCUGUUUAUAUUUCCGAGCACCUUUCACCUUUAAACAAAGCUAUACAUGCUGAGACUAGACGGAUUGCCCGAGAAAAAGGAUAUAAAUAUGUAUGGGUUCGUGAUGGCAGAAUCUUGAUUCGUAAAAAUGAUGAAUGCCCUGCCAAACAAAUCAAAAACAUGGAAAUGGUACGACUUUUGUAG
Messenger RNA from Galleria mellonella (greater wax moth), 1339 nucleotides. RefSeq lists its product as uncharacterized. The record is from RefSeq and is a predicted model, not a curated record. The coding region runs from base 308 to 1339 and encodes 343 amino acids. Lineage: Eukaryota; Metazoa; Arthropoda; Insecta; Lepidoptera; Pyralidae. The transcript has a single exon.